AUGCGCGCUUCUGAGGCAUGGCGGACGACCGCUCAGGCAGCCUUUGAGGACGACCUGAUGUACUUGAAGGUGGCGCUGAAGCAGACGGGCGUUGACUCUCUCUUCUAUGGCGUACAAUUGGCUCUCACCAUAGCCGCGCUGUCAUCGCUUGCUAUCUCAUCAGCGACAUUGUUGUUGUAUGGCGAGCGUGGAUCCUUUGGCCAAACCACCGGUUGGUCAGAAGCGUAUUGCUGUUCAUUUGACGAGAUGGGAAAAACAGCGGGCAUCAUCGCUGAAUGCAUGUGGUCGGUGAUGACCCAGCUCUCCCAGAAAUCUGUCUUGUAUACCCUCCUCUUGGCUUUGCCGCUGCUAUCCACUAAUCUGGUCGCAACAACGUUGGUAGGGCUACGAAUUUGGUUGCGUAUAACGAUCAAAAUAGAAGAGCCAAAGCCGUUGUCCGCAUACAACGUCGUCAACGCCAUCUGGCUCAGCCUCGCCGGUAUCUAUCCAACAUUCGUCGUCCUAGCCGUUGCGGUAAAGGAGGACGGAUCCUCUGUAUUCAGGAUGGACCAAAGCGAAGCACCAUCAGCGCACGACGCACCGAAAGCACCCAUUCGGAUCUGGCGACAAGCUUCCGCCCAUUCACUGUUUAAGACGAAGACUCCCGCCAGUGUGAUAGCCGCAUUGGCCUUAUAUCAUGGCUUAGAGCGCGAGUUCGCCAUCUCAGCCCUGAUGUUCGCUGCACCGACUCCAGACCUCCCUCUGAAUGCGCAUGAUGUCGCCACUCUCAAGAUUACGCUGAUGCGUACUGGUGUUGACCUUCUCUUCUACGGUGUACAAGCGCCUUUAUUCGUCGUUGCAAUGGUAGUGCUGGCUUAUCGCGAGAAGAGGAGACCGUUCAUCCCAUUCGCUGUGACCAGCCUGUUCCUCUCCUCGACCAUCGGAGUCGCUGUCGGAUUAUCAUUCUACAUCCUCCAAUUACCUGCCGCGUUCCACACCAGAACGUUGGAUAAUGCAGGUGUACUAAGAGCGUUGAACGUCACGCUAGCGAUAGCGGACAGAUACAAUUAUGUUAUGAGCGACGCGAUCGUGGUAUGGCGUGCGCUCGUACUAUGGAAGGACUGCGUCGCAGUGAAGUGGGUACUGGGGACGUGCAUCUGCAGUAGUAUCCUUGGCGCCAUUACCGAGUGUGUCUUUGCCCUACAGGCGGCCUUUCGAGGCCAGGUCGAGUCGACGGGGCAUGGUCUCGUCUUGGUCAUCCCUCUGCUUCUCACCAACCUUGUGGCCACGUCGCUCAUAGCCGUCCAGUUUUGGUACUAUCGUCGCGACGUCAAGGGCCGCCUCGGUAUCUUCGAGCGUGCCAGCCUUGUCGAAAAGGUCAUUGUCCUUUUUGUGGAGUCGGGGCUCGUGAUUUGCUCUAUAUGGGCCGUAAACCUCAUCAUCAAGGUCAUUAAGAGCGCAAACACCUUCGGGGCAUAUGGCAUCCUUGGCGCAGCAUAUCACAGCAUCUCGGGAAUAUACCCAACGUUCAUUGUCCUCGUUAUAGCGCUGCAAAAACGUGCUGCGACGCGGGCUUCAUGCGAAGCAGCUCAAUCACUCGACCCGAGCUGGUCGCAGAAAGUCAACGCCAAGUUUACUGAUGCAGAGCUUGUCAAAGACAACGACGAGAUCGAGGCCGUCCCCCGAUAA
Molecule: messenger RNA, 1668 nt
Organism: Schizophyllum commune H4-8
Lineage: Eukaryota; Fungi; Basidiomycota; Agaricomycetes; Agaricales; Schizophyllaceae
Exons: 15
Coding region: 1-1668 (555 amino acids)
Source: RefSeq, a predicted model, not a curated record